GUCUCUUAUAUUCAACCCUCUCUACUAUUCCUUGUCUUAACAAAAAAAAAACAAACCCUAAUUUUUUUUCUUUUCUAAAUUUAUCUGCUAUGGAAGUUCCAAUGAUUAAUAGAAUUAGAGAUUUCGACGUGGGCAUAAAUUCAAUAAACGAUCCUUCGUUCCUCUCUCGAUCUGUUGCUGUUUCCGGCAUCGGAAAGCUACACCAAGCUUACGGUUUCUGGAAAUGGGGAGCUUUGAUUAUUGCAUUUUUAGCUUAUUUCACAAAUUUCAUUACAAGACUCAAGAGUUUAGUUGUUAGGUUAAGAAAAAUAGAUGUCUCCAUCUCUUCCCCAACUCUUUUCGAUGAUUACGACAGCGACUCCGAUGUUUCUUGUUCCUCAUCGGCUUCUUCAGACGACGAAGAUGAAGAUGGAGAAGAAGAUGAUGCUGAAGACGAAGAAGACGUUGACUCGAUCUAUAAUCGUGGAUGGGUCAACGGAAGCUUCCGCGUGAGAGGAUCUGAUCAGGGGCAAAACGAUAAUUUCACAUGUUUGAGAGGUAGCUUCGGAGAUUUGUUCUCCUGGCCGGACCUCGGCAGGAUGGGAUCGAGCGGAGUCGUGAAGCUUUGGGAUUAUCUAGAUAUCGAUGAGGACGGAGACGGUGAGAAUGUCGUGGCGUCGUUUCUCAGGAACUGUAGUAGCUCCUCCGCUUCGCCGUCGUCGUUUUUUCUGACGGCGGAGAAGAAAGGUAGCGACGCCGUCAAAGUGGAGGCGUGCGAUCCACGUGCGGGGUUUCGGAUGCCGGCGUUGCUGGCGGAGUGGAGGCAGCCGGGGAGGUUGCUCGGGAAUAUAAUCGGAGUCGACGUCGGCGGCGUGGAGAAGAUAUACGUUAGGGAUGAUGUCAGCGGGAAGAUCGCCGUGGGAGAUCUGAGGAGGUUUAACGGUACGUUGACGGACUUGACGGAAUCGGACAGUGAGACUUGGUGGGACGCUGACGUCGUUAUCGGAGGCUAAAGGCUUUGUUGACAAGAUGCAUUAAAUAAUUACGAUUUGAUUGUGACGGUUGCGUCUAUAAAGAUUCAAACGCGAAAAUGAAAAACGAGGACGACGAACGUUUUGUAAAUAAUUUGUCUGUUUGGUGUUUGCUUCUCUCUUCAGUGUUUAUUUUAAAUUUUGAAUAAAUCAUCCUUAGGUGA
Brassica oleracea var. oleracea is the source of this 1174-nucleotide messenger RNA. RefSeq lists its product as uncharacterized. The transcript has a single exon. The record is from RefSeq and is a predicted model, not a curated record. Lineage: Eukaryota; Viridiplantae; Streptophyta; Magnoliopsida; Brassicales; Brassicaceae. Bases 90 to 992 code for a protein of 300 amino acids.